CCUCACCUGCAGUUUAAAGGAUCGAGUGGAAUAGGAUUGGAAUGUUCAUUCACAUAGAAAAAUAACAAGGACUCAUCUCUAGGUCGUUCAUAGUUAGUUCAGCAUUCCAUACUUUACUUGAAAAUGAAGGACUAUGAAGAAAUGACUUCCUUUUUGGGAGAAUGGGGACCUUUCCAAAAGGUUAUUUUUGUUUUGCUCAGUUUAAGCAGUAUUCCUAAUGGCUAUGUUGGGAUGGCCAUGGUUUUCCUGGCGGAUAUCCCUCCACACCGGUGCAGGGUCCCCCAGCUGAACUUCAGUGGUUUUGGCCAGGAUUUGAAUUACUCCAUACCCUUACAGGAGGUAAAUGGAGAGAUCAUUUUAAGUCGUUGUACUCGGUUUAAAAAACAAGUGGACUCUGCUACCGGCUUUGGGAAUGAGACCGAGGGAUGCCUGGAUGGAUGGGAAUUCAGCAAAGAGCAAUACACGUCCACCAUAGUGACAGAGGUGAAACACAACUGGAUCCUUAAUCAUUUUUAUAUUCACGUUUCCCUAAUCUGUGAAAAUGUCUUCAUAAUCGUUCUCACAUUAUGUCUGCGCAUAGUGGGAUCUGGUGUGUGACGAUGCAUGGAAAGCCCCUUUCACCGUCACAAUAUUCUUUUUGGGAGUGCUGUCCGGGUCUUUUUUGUCUGGGAUAAUCUCCGAUAGGUAUGUGUUCCACUCUGAACUCAAUCAUAUCAUUAGAUACCUCCACACAUGAUUUGACUUGCUGGACUUGCCAAACAGUGGCAUGAUUUACUUUACUAUAGGCAGCUUUAAUGCAGAACCAGUUAGACAUUUUGAGAAAUAUAAUAUUUGAUCAAAAAGUUUGUCAAUGAAUGUGGUGGAUCAGGCUUGUUCACUACAUAAUUUAAAAGUUAGUGAAAACACUGCAUGAUUGAUCAAUUUAUUUUAUUUUAUUGCAGCCCCAAUAUCUCUAGAACUUUACAUCAAGGCAGCUAGUGCGUCUCUUGUUUCUCAAUAUUCUAUAAUGAUGAUAACACAGCAAGCAAGUGCAACAUUUAUUUUUUCCUCAGGUAUGGGAGGAGGUUCAUUUUCUUUGCUACUAUGGCACUCCAGACCGUCUUCAGUAUACUCCAGGCUGCCGCCAACAGCUGGGAGUUGUUCUGUGCCCUAUACUUUAUCGUUGGGAUGGGACAAAUUGCCAAUUACUGUGCUGCUUUCAUCCUUGGUGAGUCAAGCCAUAUACAACUUGCUGUAAUACAACAACAACAAAAAACAGAAUGAAAUAACUUGUUUUCUUCAUCAUAGGGAAGGAUAUCAGGCAAAUUCCUAAGUGCUUGAUAAUGUUGUGAGGUAUUGAGCAUUUUCUAUGUUUAUGUCCUCAACCUUUAGGUUCUGAGCUUCUCAUCAGAAAUGCACGCAUCAACUUUGCCUCACUGGGGGUCGCUAUAUGCUAUGCAAUCGGAUACACCGCUCUGCCAAUGUUUGCCUGGUUCAUCCGUAGUUGGAGGAUUCUGCUGAUAGCCCUGUCUGUACCUGGAUUUCUGUAUAUCCCUCUUUGGUGGUGAGUAUGAGUUAUGUAAUCUCUUGUUGUCCUUUUUUGUGUUCAGGCAGUGUGACACCAGUGCUAUUACAACAUAUGUCCUUAUCACACACAGUGUUUGGGUACUUUACUCCUUGUGUCCUCUGUUAGGUAUAUCCCUGAGUCUCCACGGUGGCUGUUGUCUCAGGGCAGGGUAAAGGAAGCCGAGGACAUCAUACGAGCUGCAGCAAGCAAGAACGGCAUCACUCCUCCAGACGUCAUAUUCAAACCGGAAGACUGUGAACAACUCAUGGUACAGUAGUUAGCUACAGCCUGUUUUGAAAUGUAUGGAUCUAGGAAAUGUGUGUUGAAUCAAAGAAGAGAUUGACAACCAAAGUAUGUUGUAGAUGUAAUACGAUGUGUGCGCAAAAGAGAAGAAAGUUCUGAGGGACCUAAAGUCUUGUUUCAGCUUAUAUCCAGACAGGGGUGGGAAAAGUACCCAAAAGUAAAGAUACCUAAAUAGAAAAUUACUCAAGUAAAAGUGAAUGUCACCCAGUAAAAUACUACUUGAGUAAAAGUAUCUGGUUUUAAAUAGACUUAAGUAUCAAGAGUAAAUGUAAUUGCUAAAAUAUACUUAAGUAUCAAAAGUAAAAGUAAACAGUGCCUUCGGAAAGUAUUCAGACCCCUUGACUUUUCCACAUUUCAUUACAGCCUUAUUCUAAAAUUGAUUAAAUUGUUUUUUUUCCCCCUCAAUCUACACACAAUACCCCAUAAUGACAAAGCAAAAUCAGGUUUUUAUAAAUGUUUGCUAAUUUAUAAAAUUAUACAUAAGUAUUCAGACCCUUUACUCAGUACUUUGUUGAAGCACCUUUGGCAGCGAUUACAGCCUCGAGUCUUCUUGGGUAUGACGCUACAAGCUUGGGACACCUGUAUUUGGGGAGUUUCUCCCUUCUCUGCAGAUCCUCUCAAGCUCUGUCAAGUUGGAUGGGGAGUGUUGCUACACAGCUAUUUUCAGGUCUCUCCAGAGAUGUUCGAUUGGGAUCAAGUCCGGGCUCUGGCUGGGCCACUCAAGGACAUUUAGAGACUUGUCCCGAAGCCAUUCCUGCGUUGUCUUGGCUUUGUGCUGAGGGUCAUUAUCCUGUUGGAAGGUGAACCUUCGCCCCAGUCUGAGGUCCUGAGCGCUCUGGAGCAGGUUUUCAUUAAGGAUAUCUCUGUACUUUGCUCCGUUCAUCUUUGCCUCGAUCCUGACUUGUCUCCCAGUCCCUGCCACUAAAAAAUAUCCCCACAGCAUGAUGCUGCCACCACCAUGCCUCAUCGUAGGGAUGGUGCCAGGUUUCCUCCGGACGUGACGCUUGGCAUUCAGGGCAAAGAGUACAAUCUUGGUUACAUCAGACAAGAGAAUAUUGUUUCUCAUGGUCUGAGAGUCUUUAGGUGCCUUUUGGCAAACUGCAAGUGGGCUGUCAUGUGCCUUUUACUGACGACUGGCUUCCGUCUAGCCACUCUACCAUAAAGGCCUGAUUGGUGGACUGUUGCAGAGAUGGUUGUCCUUCUGGAAGGUUCUCCUAUCUCCACAGAGGAACUCUGGAGCUCUAUCAGAGUGACCAUCGGGUUCUUGAUCACCUCCCUGACCAAGGUCCUUCUCCCCUGAUUGCUCAGUUUGGCUGGGCGGCCAGCUCUAGGAAGAGUCUUGGUGGUUGCAAACUUCUUCCAUUUAAGAAUGAUGGAGGCCACUGUGUUCUUGGGGACCUUCAAUGCUGCAGAAAUGUUUUGGUACCCUUCCCCAGAUCUGUGCCUCGACACAAUCCUGUCUCGGAGCUCUACGGACAAUUCCUUCGACCUCAUGGCUUGGUUUUUGCUCUGACAUGCACUGUCAACUGUGGGACCUUAUAUAGACAGGUGUGUAAUUUAACAAUGUGGAAAAAGUCAAGGGGUCUGAAUACUUUCCGAAGGCACUGUAAAUUAUUUAAGAUUCCUUAUAUUAAGCAAACCAGACAGCACAAUGUUCAUUUUUUUAUUUUAUUUUUAUAGACAGGGGCACACUCCAACACUCAUACAUCAUUUACAAACGAAGCAUUUGUUUUUAGUGAGUUUGCCAGAUCAGAGGCAGUAGGGAUGACCAGGGAUGUUCUCUUGAUAAGUGCGUGAAUUUGACAAUUUUCCUGUCCUGCUAAGCAUUCAAAAUAUAACGAGUACUUUUGGGUGUCAGGGAGAAUGUAUGGAGUAAAAAGUACAUAAUUUGCUUUAGGAAUGUAGUGGAGUAGAAGUAAAGGUUGUCAAAAAAUUGAAAUAGUAAUGUACAGAUACCCCAAAAAACUACUUAAGUAGUACUUUCAAGUAUUUUUACUUAAGUAAUUACUCCACUGUAUCCAGAACAGAAACCUUGUGAAAUAAAUUACUACAGCAGGCAAUUACUAGAGCACAGUAAAUGUUGGCAAAACAUGUUAUCUGAAAGUACAUAACAAACAGAGGAGAGGGAGACCAUGGCUGAGUUUCCUAGACCAAACUAAAGAUAUGCCCAGGUGUCAUUAAUCCAAUACACUGAUAAGUCAAGGUGUCUUGCUUAGUGAUUUGUAUUUGUCUAUGCAUUUGUCCCUAUUCAGCUGUAUGUGUUAUUAGAAUGUGUUUGUUAAUCAAUUUGCCAUUAGAUAAUUACAUCCAAGAUGGCGCUGAAAAUUCUAUUUCUAACAGCAUCACAUUUUGUGUGUGUUUCUAGGAAAAUAAAAAUAAGGAAAGUCAGCGACUGUACACUUGGCUGGAUCUCGUCAAAACAACCAACAUAAGGAACAUCACUCUCAUCAGCAUUAUCAUUUGGUAAAAAAAAUACUAAUUCCAAUGACAUGUUAACCAUUUUCCUCUAAUUGAAAGAUUAUAAUUUUCUUUAAAUUAUCCAAUCUUCUACCCAGGAUUGUCAUAUCCAUGACUUACUAUGGGAUGUCCCUAAACACCCCCAACAUGGAUGGAGACCCUUAUAUCAACUGUUUGGUGGCUGCAUCCUCUGAAUUUUUGGGUUAUGGAAGUAUCUGGUUAUUUAUACGCUACACUCCACGCCGAUUCACUCUUCCCUUCACCAUGAUCCUCUCUGGGACCCUGCUUCUACUCAUCAAGUUUAUCCCUCAAGGUAUGAACCCUCCCACCGCACGGCCAUUUCCGAUUAGUCAAUUUGAUAUAACUUUGCAAGAUUUUAGACUACAUCAACAGUAACUGGAAUACCAACAUUGACACUGAUUGAUUUGAUGACAUCAUAAUGAUGACAAAAGGUUUUGUUAGUAAUUAUUUACCUACUUUAGAAAUGUAAAUUCUAUUUCAAGUUGAAAAGUUUAAUUGCCACGUGCACAGGAUACAAUCGGUUUAAAACAGUACAGUGAAAUUCUUACUGUGAAAGCUCUUUCCAAACAGUGCAGUGAUAAUAAUAAUAAUAAUAAUAAUAAUAAUAAUAAUAAUAAUAAUAAUAAUAGAAACUAGAAGAAGAACAUUUAAGUAAGAAAAAAGUAUGAACUACUAUUCAAUGUGCAGGGUUGAGUGGUUGAGGUGGGUUUAUACAUACAGUUACUGGUAGUAGGAAAAGUGACUGGUAGCAGGAAUAUAUAAAUACAUAUGGUAAUAUACUGAAAGUAUUGACCUCCCUUGGCAUUUUUCCUAUUUUGUUGCCUUACAACCUGGAAUUAAAAUAGAUUUUUGGGGAGUUUGUAUCAUUUGAUUUACACACCAUGCCUACCACUUUGAAGAUGCAAAAUAUUUUUUAUUGUAAAACAAACAAGAAAUAAGACAAAAAAACUGAACUUGAGCGUGCAUAACUAUUCACCCCCUCCCCCAAAUUCAAUACUUUGUAGAGCCACCUUUUGCAACAAUUACAGCUGCAAGUCUCUUGGGGUAUGUCCUCUAUAAGCUUGGCACAUCUAGCCACUGGGAUUUUUGCCCAUUCUUCAAGGCAAAACUGCUCCAGCUCCUUCAAGUUGGAUGGGUUCCGCUGGGGUACAGCAUUCUUUAAGUCAUACCAUAGAUUCUCAAUUGGAUUGUGGUCUGGGUUUUGACUAGGCCAUUCCAAGACAUUUAAAUGUUUCCUCUUUAAACCACUCAAGUGUUGCUUUAACAGUAUGCUUAGGGUAAUUGUCCUGCUGGAAGUUCAACCUCCGUCCCAGUCUCAAAUCUCAGGAAGACUGAAUCAGGUUUCCCUCAAAAAUGUCCCUGUAUUUAGCGCCAUCCAUCAUUCCUUCAAUUCUGACCAGUUUCCCAGUCCCUGCUGAUGAAAAACAUCCGCACAGCAUGAUGCUGCCACCAUGCUUCACUGUGGGGGUGGUGUUCUCGGGGUGAUAAGAGGUGUUGGGUUUGCGCCAGACAUAGCGUUUUCCUUGAUGGCCAAAAAGCUCAAUUUUAGAGUACCUUCUUCCAUAUGUUUGGGGAGUCUCCCACAUGGCUUUUGGCGAACACCAAACGUGUUUGCUUAUUUUUUUCUUUAAGCAAUGGCUUUUUUCUGGCCACUCUUCCGUAAAGCCCAGCUCUGUGGAAGGUACGGCUUAAAGUGGUCCUAUGGACAGAUACUCCAAUCUCCGCUGUGGAGCUUUGCAGCUCCUUCAGGGUUAUCUUUGGUCUCUUUGUUGCCUCUGAUUAAUGCCCUCCUUGCUUGGUCCGUGAGUUUUGGUGGGCGGCCCUCUCUUGGAAGGUUUGUUGUGGUGCCAUAUUCUUUCAAUUUUUUAAAUAAUGGAUUUAAUGGUGCUCCGUGGGAUGUUCAAAGUUUCUGAUAUUUUUUUAUAACCCAACCCUGAUCUGUACUUCUCCACAACUUUGUCCCUGACCUGUUUGGAGAGCUCCUUGGUCUUCAUGGUGCCGCUUGCUUGGUGGUGCCCCUUGCUUAGAGGUGUUGCAGACUCUGGGGCCUUUCAGAACAGGUGUAUAUAUAUAUAUAUAUAUAUAUACUGAGAUCAUGUGACACUUAUAUUGCACACAGGUGGACUUUAUUUAACUAAUUAUGUGACUUCUGAAGGUAAUUGGUUGCACCUGAUCUUAUUUAGGGGCUUCAUAGCAAAGGGGGUGAAUACAUAUGAACGCACCACUUUUCCGUUAUUAAUUUUUUAGAAUUUAUUGAAACAAGUUAUUUUUUUCUUCAUAGCAAAGGGGAUGAAUACAUAUGCACGCACCACUUUUCCGUUAUUUAUUUAACAAGUAAAUUUUUUCAUUUCACUUCACCAAUUUGGACUAUUUUGUGUAUGUCCAUUACAGGAAAUCCAAAUAAAAAUCAAUUUAAAUUACAGGUUGUAAUGCAACAAAAUAGGAAAAACACCAAGGAGGAUGAAUACUUUUUGUAAGGCACUGUAUACAUGUAAACAGGAGUAAUAUUGGCCAGUAGCAGGUUAAAUAGAUAAAUACUAAUGGUAAUGGCAAUCAGUAAUCAAUGGACAGCAGCGUAAUGGAGUAAUAAAUCAAAUCAAUAAUAACUUUAGCAGCAGCUUGGUUAUGUCUGUGAGUGGGUAGAGACCUGUGGAUGGGCAUAGAGUUAGUGUGGAUAGUCUGUAGGAGAAGAAAAGCAGUAGUUGUUAGCCAUUUCACAGUCUUAUGGCCAGGGGAUUGAGGCUGUUUAAAUAAAAGCAAAUCACAUUUUAUUUGUCACAUACACGUGUUUAGCAGAUGUUAUUGCGGGUGUAGCGAAAUGCUUGUGCUUCUAGCUCCAACAGUGCAGUAAUAUCUAACAAGUGAUAUCUAACAAUAUCACAACAUAUACCCAAUACACACAAAUCUAAUUAAGGAAUGGAAUUAAGAAUAUAUACACUACCGUUCAAAAGUUUAGGGUCACUUAGAAAUGUCCUUGUUUUCUAAAGAAAAGCCAAAUCUCAGACUGGCCAAUAAAAAGAAAAGAGUAAGAUGGCCAGUCUGAGAGAUGGCUUUUUCUUUGCAACUCUGCCUAGAAGGUCAGCAUUCCAGAGUCGCCUCUUCACUGUUGAUGUUGAGACUGGUGUUUUGCGGGUACUAUUUAAUGAAGCUGCCAGUUGAGGACCUGUGAAGUGCCUGUUUCUCAAACUAGACAUUAAUGUAUUUGUCCUCUUGCUCAGUUGUGCACCGGGGCCUCCCACUCCUCUUUCUACUCUGGUUAGAGCCAGUUUGCGCUGUACCGUGAAGGGAGUAGUACACAUUGUUGUACGAGAUCUUCAGUUUCUUGGCAAUUUCUCGCAUGGAAUAGCCUUCAUUUCUCAGAACAAGAAUAGACUGACGAGUUUCAGAAGAAAGUUAUUUGUUUCUGGCCAUUUUGAGCCUGUAAUUGAACCCACACUUGCUGAUGCUCCAGAUACUCAGCUAGUCUCAAGAAGGCCAGUUGUAUUGCUUCUUUAAUCACCAGUUUUCAGCUGUGCUAACGUAAUUGAAAAAGGGUUUUCUAAUGAUCAAUUAGCAUUUUAAAAUGAUAAACUUGGAUUAGCAAACACAACGUUCCAUUAGAACACAGGCGUGAUGGUUGCUGAUAAUGGGCUUCUGUACGCCUAUGUAGAUAUUCCAUUAAAAAUCAGCCGUUUCCAGUUACAAUAGCCAUUUACAACAUUAACAAUGUCUACACUGUAUUUCUGAUCAAUUUGAUGUUAUUUUAAUGGACAAAAAAAUUGCUUUUCUUUCGAAAACAAGGACAUUUCUAAGUGACCCCAAACUUUUGAACAGUAGUGUACAUACAGUGGGGAGAACAAGUAUUUGAUACACUGCAGAUUUUGCAGGUUUUCCUACUUAUGAAGCAUGUAGAGGUCUGUAAUUUUUAUCAUAGGUACACUUCAACGGUGUGAGACGGAAUCUAAAACAAAAAUCCAGAAAAUCACAUUGUAUGAUUUUUAAGUAAUUAAUUUGCAUUUUAUUGCAUGACAUAUGUAUUUGAUACAUCAGAAAAGCAGAACUUAAUAUUUGGUACAGAAACCUUUGUUUGCAAUUACAGAGAUCAUACGUUUCCUGUAGGUCUUGACCAGGUUUGCACACACUGCAGCAGGGAUUUUGGCCCACUCCUCCAUACAGACCUUCUCCAGAUCCUUCAGGUUUCGGGGCUGUCGCUGGGCAAUACGGACUUUCAGCUCCCUCCAAAGAUGUUCUAUUGGGUUCAGGUCUGGAGACUGGCUAGGCAACUCCUUAGUUGCCAUGGCUGUGUGUUUCGGGUCGUUGUCAUGCUGGAAGACCCAGCCACGACCCAUCUUCAAUGCUCUUACUGAGGGAAGGAGGUUGUUGGCCAAGAUCUCGUGAUACAUGGCCCCAUCCAUCCUCCCCUCAAUACGGUGCAGUCGUCCUGUCCCCUUUGCAGAAAAGCAUUCCCAAAGAAUGAUGUUUCCACCUCCAUGCUUCACGGUUGGGAUGGUGUUCUUGGGGUUGUACUCAUCCUUCUUCUUCCUCCAAACACGGCGAGUGGAGUUUAGACCAAAAAGCUCUAUUUUUGUCUCAUCAGACCACAUGACCUUCUCCCAUUCCUCCUCUGGAUCAUCCAGAUGGUCAUUGGCAAACUUCAGACGGGCCUGGAGAUGCGCUGGCUUGAGCAGGGGGACCUUGCGUGCGCUGCAGGAUUUUAAUCCAUGACAGCGUAGUGUGUUACUAAUGGUUUUCUUUGAGACUGUGGUCCCAGCUCUCUUCAGGUCAUUGACCAGGUCCUGCCGUGUAGUUCUGGGCUGAUCCCUCACCUUCCUCAUGAUCAUUGAUGCCCCACGAGGUGAGAUCUUGCAUGGAGCCCCAGACAGAGGGUGAUUGACCGUCAUCUUGAACUUCUUCAAUUUUCUAAUAAUUGCGCCAACAGUUGUUGCCUUCUCACCAAGCUGCUUGCCUAUUGUCCUGUAGCCCAUCCCAGCCUUGUGCAGGUCUACAAUUUUAUCCCUGAUGUCCUUACACAGCUCUCUGGUCUUGGCCAUUGUGGAGAGGUUGGAGUCUGUUUGAUUGAGUGUGUGGACAGAUGUUUUUUAUACAGGUAACGAGUUCAAACAGGUGCAGUUAUUACAGGUAAUGAGUGGAGAACAGGAGGGCUUCUUAAAGAAAAACUAACAGGUCUGUGAGAGGCAGAAUUCUUACUGGUUGGUAGGUGAUCAAAUCCCUGCUGCAGUGUGUGCAAACCUGGUCAAGACCUACAGGAAACGUAUGAUCUCUGUAAUUGCAAACAAAGGUUUCUGUACCAAAUAUUAAGUUCUGCUUUUCUGAUGUAUCAAAUACUUAUGUCAUGCAAUAAAAUGCAAAUUAAUUACUUAAAAAUCAUACAAUGUGAUUUUCUGGAUUUUUGUUUUAGAUUCCGUCUCUCACAGUUGAAGUGUACCUAUGAUAAAAAAUUACAGACCUACAUGCUUUGUAAGUAGGAAAACCUACAAAAUCGGCAGUGUAUCAAAUACUUGUUCUCCCCACUGUAUAUGGACGAGCAAUAACAGAGCGGCAUGGACUAACAUACAGUAGAAUAUCAUAGAAUACAGUAUGUACAUAUGAGAUGAGUAAUGCAAGAUAUGUAAACAUUUUUUAAGUGACUAGUGUUCCAUUUCUUAUAGUGGCCAGUGAUUUCAAUAGGCAGCAGCAGCCUCUAAUGUGCUAGUGAUGGCUAUUUAACAGUCUGAUGGCCUUGAGAUAGAAGCUGUUUUUCAGUCUCUCGGUCCCAGCUUUGAUGCACCUGUACUGACCUCACCUUCUGGAUGAUAGCAGUGUGAACAGGCAGUGGCUCGGGUGGUUGAUGUCCUUGAUGAUCUUUUUGGUCUUCCUGUGACAUCGGGUGCUGCAGUGCCUGGAGGGCGGGUAGUUUGCCCACGGUAAUGCGUUCGGCAGACCGCACCACUCUCUGGAGAGCCCUGCGGUUGCGGACGGUGCAGUUGCCGUUCCAGGCGGUAAUAUAGCCCAACAGGAUGCUCUCAAUUGUGCAUCUGUAAAAGUUUAAAAGACUCCUGAGGUUGAAGAGGCUCUCUUGCGCCGCCUUCACCACACGGUCUGUGUGGGUGGACCAUGUCAGUUUGUCAGUGAUUUGUACGCCAAGGAACUUGAAGCUUUCCAGGAGUCUGUUUGUCUGAGCCUUGAUGAACUGGUACUGCCUGCUGGACGGAAGCAUGGAGAACAGUCCAUGUCUCAGGUGGCUGGAAUCUUUGGCCAUUUUUUGGACCUUUCUCAGACACUGCCUGGGAUGUAAGACAUCCUGGAUGGCUGUGAGCUCGCCACGAGUGAUGCGCUGGGCCAGACCAGACCAGAUGGUUAUGCAACCAGUCAUGAUGCUCUGAAUGGUGAAGCUGUAAAAGUUCCUGAGGAUCUGAGGGGCCAUGCCAAAUCGUUUCAGCCUCCUGAGGGAGAAGCGCAUUGCCAUGCUUUUUCACGACUGUUCUGGUGUGAGACGACCAUGUUAAGUCUUCAGUGAUGUGGGCACCGAGGAACUUGAAGCUCUUGACCCUCUCCACUGCGGCCCCGUCUGUGGAUUGAGGUGAGCACCCCCCACCUCUGUGUAGUCCGCGAUCAGCUCGUUGGUCUUGCUGAUGUUGAGGGAGAGGUGGUUGUCCUAGCACCACACUGCCAGUUAUUUGAACUCCUCCCUAUAGGCUGUCUCAUCGCCUUUGGUGUUCAGGCCUACCACCGUCGUCAUCAACCUUGAUGAUGGAGUUGGAGUCAUGCAUGACCACACAUUCGUGGGUAAAGAGGGUGUACUGAAGGGGGCUAAGCACACACAAAUGAUAGUCCCACUAAGCCCAAACCAGAUGGGAUGGCGUUUCGCUGUAGAAUGCUGUGGUAGCCAUGCUGGUUAAGUGUGCCUUGAAUUCUAAAUAAAUCACAGACCGUGUCACCAGCAAAGCACCCCCAGACCAUAACACCACCUCCUCCAUGCUUUACGGUGGGAAAUACACAUGCAGAGAUCAUCCGUUCACCUACACAGCAUCUCACAAAGACACGGCAGUUGAAACCAAAAAAUCUCCAAUUUGGACUCCAGACGAAAGGACAAAUUUCCACUGGUCUAAUGUCCAUUGCUUGUGUUUCUUGGCCCAAGCAGGUCUCUUCUUCUUAUUGGUGUCCUUUAGUAGUGGUUUCUUUGCAGAAAUUCGACCACAAAGGCCUGAUUCACACAGUCUCCUCUGAACAGUUGAUGUUGAGAUGUGUCUGUUACUUGAACUCUGUGAAGCAUUUAUUUGGGCUGCAAUUUCUGAGGCUAGUAACUUUAGUGAACUUAUUCUCUGCAGCAGAGGUAACUCUGGGUCUUCCGUUCUUGUGGCGGUCCUCAUGAGAGCCAGUUUCAUCAUAGUGCUUGAUGGUUUUUGCGACUGCACUUGAAGAAACUUUCAAAGUUCUUGACAUUUUCCGGAUUGACUGACCUUCAUGUCUUAAAGUAAUGAUGGACUGUCAUUUCUCUUUGCUUAUUUGAGCUGUUCUUGCCAUAAUAUGGACGGUCUUUUUCCAAAUAAGGCUAUCUUCUGUAUGCCACUCCUAUCUUGUCACAACACAACUGAUUGGCUCAAACGCAUUAAGAAGGAAAGAAAUUCCACAAAUUCACUUUAAACAAGGCACACCUGUUAAUUGAAAUUAAUUCCAGGUGACUACCUCAUGAAGCUGGUUGAGGGAAUGCCAAGAGUGUGCAAAGCUUUCAUCAAGGCAAAGGGUGGCUAUUUGAAGAAUCUCAAAUAUAAAAUAUAUUUUGAUUGUUAAACUUUUUUGGUUACUAUAUGAUUCCAUAUGUGUUAUUUCAUAGUUUUGAUGUAUUCACUAUAAUUCUACAAUGUAGAAAAUAAUAAAAAUAAAGAAAAACCCUUGAAUGAGUAGGUGUUCUAAAACUUUUGACUGGUAGUGUAGGUAUUCCUCUUGUCCAGGUGGGAGAGGGUAGUGUGGAGUGCAACUGAGAUUGCAUUGUCUGGUGGUAUGCACAUUGGAGUGGGUCUUGGGUGUCUCGGAUGAUGGAGGUGAUGUGUGCCGUGACCAGCCUUUCAAGGCACUUCAUGAUUACAGAUGUUAGUGCUGCAGGGCGGUAGUCAUUGUGUUAGGUAGCUUUGGAGUUCUUGGGAUAGGAAUGAUGUUGGUCAGCUUGAGACGUGGGGAUUACAGACUGGGACAAGGAGAGGUUGAAAAUGACUGUGAAGAUGCCUGCCAGCUUGUCUGCGCGUGCUCUGAGAACUUGCCCUGGAAUAGUGUGUGUUGAUCAGAUUGUAUGUGUGGGGCACAGAGACAUUGAUUUAAAAAUCAUGUUAAACACUAUUAUCGCACACAGUCCAUGCAUCUUAUUAUGUGACUUGUUAAUAAGUUCAGGAGUAAACAUUUGCUAAGGCUUGCCAUAACAAAGGGGUUGAAUACUUAUUGACUCAAGACAUUUCAGCUGUGUUUUUUAUUAAUUUGUAAAAAUAAAUGAAAAACAUAAUACCACUUUGACAUUAUGAGGUAUUGUGUGUAGGCCAGUGACAAAAAAAUAAUUAGAUAAUUGUUAAAUUCAGGCUGUAACACAACAAAUGUGGAAAAAGUCAAGGAGAGUGAAUACUUUCUGAAGGCACUGUAUGCUUGCUUGUGGGUUGAGUAACAGUGUUCUAGGACUUUAUCGUCCCUAGUUGUGAAGGAGACGUGUUGAUAAAAGUUGGGCAUCACAUGUCUUAGUGAAGCAGAAUUACAAUCGGCGGAAUUACAAUCCCAAGCCACUGUAGUGCACUUUUACAUAGAAUGAAAACGACAUAACAGCAUUCCAUUGGUCAUUUACUUGUCAAAAGAAACUGGAAAGGUUUGUCAAACUGGCUAAACAUUUUUGUUUUUCUGCAGGAUGGACAUUAAACUCUCAAAGGCACCUGCCCUUUGGAUUAAUCAGGAGACGGUAGAUGUCACAGGAUUUUUUCUUUCAGUGGAAAUGGCCAUCUUGAGUUGAGAAUACUGAGAUGUCAGAUAAAAAAAUCUACUUCCUGGGUUUAGCCAGUUUCACAAACAUUUUAAGUUUAUUUGGACAAGUAAAUUAGUUGCUAUGUAUGCUAAGGAGACUGGUCUUUAACAAAAGCAGAAAAAGCAGGAAUAUAUCCCAAGAUGGCCGAAAUGUUGGCCCAUCAAAAAUUUAUUGAGAUCUUAAAAGACAAAGAUGGCCAGUUGAAUGCGCGCAUCACACUAUAACUUCUGGACGGUUGAACUAGCGGGACAGUAAGCAGAACAUUGUGGGGCUCUGUCCUUGUGCAAGGACCCUGCAAUUCUGCUUGCAGCUUUAAUUUUGACACUGGAGUUCGAGUGUAUCUGGAUCAUCAUUAUUGUCAUCGGCCCACGCUAUGUUUAAUUUUGUGGGAACUUUUGUUUCUGUCUUUGUCAGACAUGCACGUCCUGUCUCUCACCAUGGUGAUGAUUGGAAAAACAGGUGUCACUGGAGCGUUUGGAUUCCUCUAUCUGUACGGCACAGAGCUCUUCCCCACAGUGGUGCGCAAUAUGGCUUUGGGUGCCACCUCCAUGGCUUCCAGAGUAGGUAGCACUGUGUCUCCCUACAUCGCCUACAUGGGUGAGUCUCCAGUUCGUGUGUCUGUUUGGUUUUACUAUCCUUGUGGGGACCAGAAGUCCUCGCAAGGAUAGUAAAACAAGGAAACAUUUAGGAAAAAAGGCUAUUUUAGGCUUAGGGGUUUAGGGUUAAAACAAUUAGGGUUAGGGGUCAGGUUAAGGUCAGGGGUUAGGAUUUUGAAUGGGAAUCAAUUGUUCGGUCCCCACAAGGAUAUUAAAGCAAACGUGUGGGUACCGGAAAUCUCCACAAGUCCCCACAAGGAUAGUAAAACAAGGAAAAUUCUCCCAUUGUGGGGACAUUUCCCAGGCCCCCCAUGAGGACAAAAGCUGUUUUAGGCUUAGUGGUUAGGGUUACAAUUAAGAUUUGGGGUAAGGGUUAGGGGUUAGGGAAAAUAGGAUUUUGAAUGGAAUUCAAUUUUAGGCCCCCACAAGGAUAGUAAUACCAAACGUGUGUGUGUGCAUUUGUCUAAAGAUUUGUCUAACAUUUCUCCGUGAUUUGUGGAUCCAAAUAAAGUGUCACACUUUCUUCUGAUUGAAGGCACGUAUAACAAGAUACUACCCUACAUUCUAAUGGGAGGCACCACAGUCAUCACUGGUGUGUUGAGCUUGUUGCUACCAGAAACAAAAGGCGAACAACUACCAGAAUUCAUCAACCAGGUUAAACCCCUCAGAUGGUAAGUUACUGGCUGACUAGACUUGCGUUGCCAGUCACUGAGUGGCAGACCGGUCUGUCUUACAGUAGUUUUUCUAUUAUCCCACCUUCUUUACACAAAGUCCUCUCUGCCCCCUAGCAUGGGCAUGAACCAGGAUUCUCGGGAUGGCCAGAGGCAGAAAGGAAACGCACAGGUGGGGAAUGAAGUCAACAAAAUUCAAGAGUGAUUCUGCACCAGCAACUCACUACAAAGCAAGUCACAAAGGCAAGCUGUAUUGUAGAUGAUGUUUCCAUCAUUUAGUGUGUUUUGCUUUGUAUGUAUGUCUUUGUAAAUUUACUAAUAAGUUUACAAUGUUUAAAUGAUUCUUGUAAUGAUUUACUCAACAUAUAACCAUGAGGAAUUUCAGUCUGGUGAAACUCAUUGACAACCCUACACUAGUUUAAAGAUGCUUAUAAUUUCAUGCCAAUUUUACCAUAAUAUUUUUUUUAUACCACACAAAUGAUCGAAAUGACAAGCUACUCUGACAUUUACAUACUGAGAUCAAUAAAAUGAACGACCCAUGUAUUAAAUGCAACCAAUACCAUAGGCCAAUGAAAAGAGUGUGGAGAAACAGAUUUUAGGCCUACAAUAUAAGGAGGAAAUUAUAGUCCACCAACUUUCCAGUGGCACUCCCCUAUUCAAACAUAUUUUUCCCGCAAUUGUGUUUUGAAAUAUUGCAAAAUACCUUCUAGCUACUGCCUGCUAUUCAUUGACAGCCACAACUCAACAGUCAGCUGUUUUAUAUUUGCUGCGCGGGCUGCCCGAUUGCGUGAUUCCCAACUGUAGACAAGGCCUAUGCGCUCAUAAUGCAGUGGCGA
Messenger RNA from Coregonus sp. 'balchen', 15407 nucleotides. Lineage: Eukaryota; Metazoa; Chordata; Actinopteri; Salmoniformes; Salmonidae. The record is from the annotation of a GenBank genome assembly.